AUGAUAAUGCGUACGCGCGGCGACACAGCACCGCUCGCCGGCCCUCGACUCGCUGCCGGCGGCGCGCGGCGCGCGCGGCGCACUAGUGUCAAGGGAGCGAGGAGAGUGGGCGCGGUGCGGCGGGCGGCGGGGCGGGUGCGCUCAGGGCGCGCCGCCCCACCUGUAGCUCGACCUGUGGCACGCCCGACCUACUUACCUCCAGAUUAC
This is a messenger RNA of Brenthis ino (lesser marbled fritillary), 207 nucleotides long. Lineage: Eukaryota; Metazoa; Arthropoda; Insecta; Lepidoptera; Nymphalidae. The record is from the annotation of a GenBank genome assembly.